Molecule: messenger RNA, 1029 nt
Organism: Saccharomyces eubayanus
Lineage: Eukaryota; Fungi; Ascomycota; Saccharomycetes; Saccharomycetales; Saccharomycetaceae
Gene: DLT1
Product: Dlt1p
Exons: 1
Coding region: 1-1029 (342 amino acids)
Source: RefSeq, a predicted model, not a curated record
AUGUCUGGGCUAGCGAAACUGAAGUCGUGGCUGUAUAAGGGUUCCCUCUUUAUAUCAUUGAUACUUUUGAUUGGGUUUUCAGUAGUAUUGCCUAUAGAUUCCAUUGCACAGGCUUCUAAAUCAGAGAACAAUGCUUUCAACACAUUUAUUGUUGUUGGUGCCUUAGUUGUUUUUGGUGUUGUUUGUAUCGUUAUUAUUAUUGGAAGAGUGCUAUUUCACAAAAGCUGUCUAAAGGAUAUUCCAAGAAGAUAUAUUCCGAUCACACCAGCUGAUCUUCCGCAUCUUGCGAGUCGAGAAGCAGUAUUGAAAAACAUGGAAAGGUCUAAGGAAUUAACUAUUCUGCUAAAAAAACCAAAGGAUCCUGUUAUCCAUGAUGGACUGGAACCUCCAAAGCGAUGUGAUUUUCCAUCAAAUGAAAAAUUAUUUCCAGAAUACCUAAAUUAUGCUGAUUGUAUAAAAAGUCUAACGGAUAGAUUGAAAUACCAUGGGUUGUUUCUGAACAACCUAGAUGUUAGGAUGAAACUGGAGGACACUUUUGCUGAUGUGGUGAAUUCUCAGUUUGUUAACCGCAAUACUAACAAGGUUCAAUUGCAAAAGGCUAAAGAUUUUAUUGACUUGUAUGAAACGAUAAGAUUUUCAGGCAAAGAUGUCACAAGAGACCAAUUUAUACUGUUUGUUGAGCUGUGUCUUUAUUUUGGGGAGGUGUCACUAACAAGGGAUACGUCAUUUGCAAAUUUCCAGAAUUUUAAAUAUAAUGCCAGUUCAAAUAAUGGCGGAACGAAUGAAUCGAAAUAUUCAAUAAACCGGUUCGAUGAAAACGAAUACGCUCAGGAAGAUAUGCAUUACUUUCCUGAACCGCCUACCCAUUUGGUUAGAGAGAGUAGCAGAAGCACAGUGGCACGGCAUAUUUCAUCUGGUGGAGAUUUACCUAAUUCUGAAGAGCAUCCUUUUGAAGACGAUUCUGAUUGUAAUGGGCUUAAUGACAAACUUGCAGAAGUUCACAGUUAUAGAAGCGUAAUUCGUCAUUAA